This is a messenger RNA of Coregonus clupeaformis (lake whitefish), 2951 nucleotides long. RefSeq names its product zinc finger CCCH domain-containing protein 11A. The record is from RefSeq and is a predicted model, not a curated record. The transcript is spliced from 17 exons. NCBI's taxonomy places the organism in Eukaryota, Metazoa, Chordata, Actinopteri, Salmoniformes, Salmonidae. Gene Ontology annotation, molecular function: metal ion binding. Bases 203 to 2845 code for a protein of 880 amino acids.
UUUAGCCCAGCCAACGUUCUUUGGCGGUUUUUCAGCCUUGGAUGAAUUUUAACUCGUUCUAUUGCAUAGCCUACUUGUGUUGCGCAGCCAGGAGGAACCCGGCGCCGGCGGACGUGUUGCUCUCUUGUGCCCAGGGAGAGUCCUGUUGGCCCUGAAGAGAACACCCCUGACCCAGACGUGAAUCCAGUAGACCAGCCUGAACAUGACUAACCAUAGAGAUGACUGCUAUUUCUUCUACUACUCCAACUGUGCUAAAGGUGACCGCUGCCCCUUCAGACACUGUGAUGCCGCCAAGGGCAGUGAGGUUGUCUGCAGCCUGUGGCAGGAGAGCCGCUGCUUCCGACAGGUCUGCAAGUUCCGCCACAUGGAAAUUAAGAAAAACAGGAAGGAGAUGGCAUGUUACUGGGAGAACCAGCCUGCUGGCUGCCAGAAGCCUCACUGUGCGUUCCACCAUGAGAAACCACGCUUCAUAGAUGGCAAAUACGUACCGCCCAACAAAAGUUUUGCCCUGAAAGAGGAAGAGGAGCCUCAUGAGGAUCCUUUGCCUCCUGUCCCUGCCUCCAUCCCAGCCAACCCCCAGCUCCGUGGGGUCAUUAAGGCGGAGACACAGGAGAACGUUCCCAGCCCUACCCACCCGCCUGUGGUCAUCAAUCCGGCAGAUGAUGAUGAGGAUGAAGAUGAUCAGUUCUCAGAGGGGGAGGACUGCAGGUACGGCUCAGACAGAUCCAGAGUGGUCUCUCCCAGGAAGAUGGCUGUGGCCUCCAGCUCAGAUGACUCGCUGAACUUUGGUGUCAGAACCUUGGAGGAGAUCAGACUGAGGAAAGCCCUGAAAGCCAGUAUGAGGAUAGCUGGUUAUCCAGUUCCUGGCCAGGGCUCAGACCAGAGAAACAACGGAGUGAGCAGCGAGAAGGAGAACAUGAAAUCCUUUAUCCGACCAUCUCCCUUCACAGCUAAGGAUGACACUGUGGUGUUUGGUGAAGAGACUGGGAGACGCAACGUCGUGGAGAGAAUAGUCAAAGAAGUUCCUGCUGGUGGUGACCUGCCAAUGAAACGCCGUCUGGCCGAGCGCCUCGGGAGGAACAUGGAGGAGGAUGAAAUGGACCUGCCCCCUCGGAAAGCUCUGAAACCUGUCAGGGACAGACUGGGAUUACCUGUUGAACCCACUGCUGCAUCUGAAUCAGCUGAGAGCAACAGCAAGACUAGAGCGUCUGAAGUAAUCCGCAUCAAAACCCUGGAGGAGAUCAGGCAGGAGAAGUUGGCCAAGACCCAGGCUCAGGGUCAGGGGGACGACCAUCGCCCUUCAGUCCCUGAUUCCACCGCUACCAAGGCCCCAAAGAGAAGCGCCGCUGUCAAAUCUGCAGCUGGCCUUCACGUGAAGACCACCUUUGAGAUCCUCCACGCCAAGAGGAAGCUGGAGGAGGACCAGGGGCCCAGCCUCAGGAAGGCCAAGCAGCCGGCUGUGGAAGCAGCUCCAGGGAACUCCCAGGGACCCCCAGAGCCAGUCAUGCUCAUGCGGGUGGCCCCUCCUGGGGGAAGAGUUAAGGUGAAGACCCUGGAGGAAAUCCGCAGGGAGAAGGCAGCCAGGAUGCAGGCCCUGGGACAGGAGGCAUUUAACAUGAAGAUCCCAGGCUCCGACCCGGCCUCCGGAGAGGGAGGUGCCAAGAAGUCCUGCAUACUGCGCAUCAACAAACCAGCUUCUGCUGCCAGCACUACCACCCAGAAGACAUCCGAGGUGACCGAGAAGAAGCCAGCUGAGCCUGCUGCUGUUGCUACUGAGGCCACCCCUGCUAAUGGUAGCAGCGUGAAUGUGAAGACCUUCGAGGAGAUCAUGCAUGAGAAGAGGCUCCGCAAGCAACAGCUGCAGAAGGAGCAGGCCUCGUCCACCAGCCACUCAGAGGGCUCCGUCAAGGCUGAAUCUACCCAUAAACAGGCCGCAGGCCCCGCCCCCCAGAGGGAGAACAGGGCGAGGGUGAGCCCCUCUGCCGCCCCCUCACCCCCCACCAUCACCCUGGAGGCACCUGCCCAGGCGCCCAAGGCCCUCCUUCGCCAGCGCAUCACGCUCAAACCCAAGGCAGCCUCCCCCCAGCAGGGGUCUCCACUGAUGCAGGCCGAGCCAGACUCCCCCUCCCUCAGCCCCAGGAGCUCCAGCGCUGCCCCAGGCAAAAGGGAGAGAGGCUCCCCAGGAGGUUCCAGUCCCCCCAAGCAGGCUGCCUUAGCAGCAGCUGCCUCCCCUAGGCCCUCCGGGGAAGAGGCUCCAGUUGAGAAGGCUCAGGAUGGAGCUCAGAAGAAAUCCCCUGGGCAAGCUACUGAAGCUAAAGUGAGGCCCAAGCUGAACGUGAGGCCUUCUGUGAUAAAGCCAGGCCAGAAAAGGAGAGAAGCAGAAAGAUCUGCUGUUGCUGCAGUCAAACCCCUCAACUGCACCUCCACAGCACAGGAAGAGCCACAGCAGGAGCUGCCCUGCAAAUGGAGAGAGGUGUCCUCUCCCUCCUCCAGAAUGCAGGCCCAAAUAAGCCUGAUGGUUCCCAGGAGUCCCCCCACCACCCUGGGCCUGGGCUGCAGCUCCAGUCCCCUGAGAGAGGAGUUCCAGGCGGUCCCUGUCAAACAGCACAGCCCAGCCAUCACCACAGCAGCCCCAGACACCUGCAUAGUCCCACAGAGUCCUUUGGUGAAGACGCCCACCCAGCCCAAGGCUCGGCGGCCCACCGCUAGCACCUCCGCCAUGGACGAAUUUGACGAACUGAUGAAUGAGUUUACAGAUGACCGUCUGGAAGAUGACUUGGAGCUGGACCCCGGCAAGGGAGAGGAUGACUACCUGCUGGAGCUGUCUGAGAUGAUUGACAGCUAACCCAAUCAUGACCCCUGGCCGACCCUUGACCUUGAGUAAUGCAAAUGUUAAUGUAACCUGAUACCCCUGACCGAACUAGAGUAAGUCCUACAUUCAUCACCACCAA